Molecule: messenger RNA, 3670 nt
Organism: Nannospalax galili (Upper Galilee mountains blind mole rat)
Lineage: Eukaryota; Metazoa; Chordata; Mammalia; Rodentia; Spalacidae
Gene: Itgae
Product: integrin subunit alpha E
Exons: 30
Coding region: 51-3476 (1141 amino acids)
Biological process (GO): cell-matrix adhesion; cell-cell adhesion; cell adhesion mediated by integrin
Cellular component (GO): external side of plasma membrane; integrin complex
Molecular function (GO): integrin binding
Source: RefSeq, a predicted model, not a curated record
UGACCCCACUGGGGGCCUUCAACGUGGAUGUGACCAGGCCGUGGGUCACAAUGCCUAAGGGAGGUACACCUUUUGUGCUCAGCUCCCUUUUAUACCGAGACCCCAGCACCAACCAGACCUGUCUCCUGGUCACCAGCAACAGCACCAGUAGGACUUCAGCACUCCUGUAUCGUUGUGUCCUCAGUGGAGAAGAAAUUGCUUGCCAGCCAGUAGACUACAUCCUUAACCCAAAGGGCAGGCGGGGAGUGACCGUUGUCCGGAACCAAGACAGUGUUUUGAUAUGCAUUCAGGUACAGGCCCGGCAGUCCCAUAGCCUCAACUUAGAGCUCACAGGCAACUGCAGUCUCUUGGCCCCCAACUUAUACCCUAACGCUUGGACCAACUUCUCUGACCUUGAAAGUCUCCUGGAUUCCAACAAAUGUGUGGAUACUGGUGAUUGCUACAGGAACAAAGAGGGCAACACAGGGGAGGAUCAGAACACAGUCAGGAGGCCUCGGGCUGUGGAAAAGGAAGAGAAGGAGGAGGAAGAGGACAAAGAAGAAGACGCUGGCACCGAGAUUGCCAUCAUCCUGGAUGGUUCAGGAAGCAUUGACCCCAGAGACUUCCAGACGGCUAAAAAUUUCAUCUCCAACAUGAUGAAAAACUUCUACGAGAAGUGUUUUGAGUGCAGCUUUGCCUUGGUACAGUAUGGGGAAGUGAUUCAGACUGAGUUCGACCUUCAAGACAGCUGGAAUGUCAUGGCCUCCCUUGCCAGAGUCCAGAACAUCACUAAAGUGGGGCAUGUCACUAAGACUGCCUCAGCCAUACAGCACGUACUAGACAACAUCUUCACAGCAAGCCGUGGCUCCAGGAAAAAGGCAUCGAAGGUCAUGGUGGUGCUUACUGAUGGUGACAUAUUUCAGGACCCUCUUGACCUUAAAACUGUCAUCAGCUCCCCAAAGAUGCAUGGUAUUGAGCGCUUUGCCAUCGGGGUGGGAGGUGCGUUUCAGAAAAAUAGAACUUACGAGGAGCUGAAGCUGAUCGCCUCCAAUCCCAAGGAGACCCAUGCCUUCAAGGUGACCAACUACACGGCUCUGGAUGGGCUGCUGAGCAAACUGCAGCAGAGUAUCAUCCACAUGGAAGGCACAGUUGGAGAUGCCCUUCACUACCAACUUGCACAGACUGGCUUCAGCGCCCAGAUCCUGGAUAAGGGCCAGGUGCUGCUUGGUGCAGUGGGAGCCUUUAACUGGUCGGGGGGCGCGUUGCUCUACGACACAUACAGUCGUCGGGGCUGCUUCCUGAACCAGACGGCUGAGGACUCCCGAGCUCCCACGCAGUACAGCUACCUGGGUUAUUCAGUGGCAGUUCUACACAAGGCCUGUGGCAUCUCCUAUGUGGCAGGGGCUCCUCGGCAUAAGCACCGUGGGGCCCUAUUUGAGCUCCAGAAGGACAGAAAGGUCACCUUUGUGCCACGGGUGGAGGGAGAGCAGAUGGGGUCCUACUUUGGCUCUGAGCUGUGCCCUGUGGAUGUGGACAUGGAUGGAACCACAGACUUCCUGCUGGUGGCUGCUCCAUUUUACCACAUCCGUGGAGAAGAAGGCAGAGUCUAUGUGUACCGAGUACAUGAGCAGGAUGGUUCCUUCUCCUUGGUGCACACACUGAGUGGGCACCUUGGACUCACCAAUGCCCGCUUUGGCUUUGCCAUGGCAGCUGUGGGGGAUAUCAAUCAAGAUACAUACACAGAUGUGGCCAUCGGGGCCCCUCUGGAGGACUUUGGGGCAGAUGAUGGGGCCAGCUUUGGCAGCGUGUACAUCUACAAUGGACACAGGGACAGUUUCUCUGCCAGCCCAUCCCAGCGGAUCAGAGCCUCCUCUGUGGCCCCAGGACUCCAUUACUUUGGCAUAUCUGUGGAUGGUGGCCUAGAUUUCAGUGGAGAUGGCCUUGCCGAUAUCUCCGUGGGAUCCCUGGGCCGGGCAGCUGUGCUCUGCUCACGGCCCGUGGUUCACCUGAAGGUGUCCAUGACCUUCACCCCCACUGCUCUGCCCAUCGGCUUCAAUGGCAGCAUGGAUGUAGAUCUGUGUUUUGAAUUCGACUCCUCAAGCUCAUUGGGUGAACCAAGCCUCAGAGGCAUGUGGCUCAACUACACAGUGGAUGUGGAUGUGACGAAGCAGAGGAAGAGGCUGCAGUGUGCUAACAUGAGCUAUUGUCCGAACCACCUUAGUGAGUGGAGCGAUGGGUCUUCUCUGUGUGAACGCCUCUCGCUCAUCCCCACAGAGGGAGAGCUCUGUGAGGAGGACUGCUUCUCUAACAUCACUGUCAAGGUCAGCUACCAGCUCCAGACACCUGAGGGAAGGAGGGGCCACCCUAACCCCAUCCUGGACCGCUACAUCGAGCCCUCUGCUAUCUUCCAGCUUCCCUAUGAGAAGGACUGCAAAAAUAAGCUGUUCUGCACCCCUGAGAUCCAGCUGGCCACCACCAUCUCUCAGCAGGACCUGGUGGUGGGUGUCACAAAAGAACUGACCGUGAACAUCAGCCUAACUAACUCUGGGGAAGAUUCCUAUAUGACAAACAUGGCUCUGAAUUACCCUAUAAACUUACAGUUUAAGAGGAUACAGAAGCCUUCCUCUCCAGACAUUCAGUGUGAUGACCCUAAACCAGUUGUUUCUGCCGUGCUCAUGAACUGCAAGAUUGGUCACCCCAUACUCAAGAGAUCAUCUGCAAAUGUCUCAGUUGUCUGGCAGCUAGAGGAGAGUAUCUUCCCAAAUAGGACAGCAGACAUCACUGUGACCAUCUCCAAUUCCAAUGACAAGUCUUUGGCCAGAGACACCCACAGGCUUCAAUUCAGGCAUGCCUUCAUUGCAGUUCUCUCCAGACCAUCAGUGAUGUACAUGAACACAAGCCGGGGGCUUUCAGACCACAAAGAAUUCCUUUUCAAUGUUCAUGGGGAAAAUCUCUUUGGAGCUCUAUUCCAGUUGCAAAUUUGUGUCCCAAUCAAAUUAGGAGCGCUCCAGAUUGUAAGCGUGAAGAAUGUGACAAGGAGUCAGGUCCUCACUCCCUGCAAGCAGAGUCAGGAGCGUGCGUGUGGAAGCCAUCCUGCUCAGCGUGUAGAAGAAUGGCAUUCAGUGAGUUGUGACAUCACGUCUAAUAAGGAAAAUGUAACUGUGACUGCUGAGCUCUCCUUGGAUCACUCUAAGCAGUUACUCAGAGAUGUAACAGAACUGCAGGUCCUCAGUGAAAUAUCUUUCAACAAGUCUCUCUAUGAGGGGCUGAAUGCAGAGAACCACAGAACUAAGAUCACUGUCAUCUUCCUGAAGGAUGAGGAGCUCCUCUCUUUGCCUCUCAUCAUUGGCAGCAGUAUUGGUGGCCUCCUGGUCUUGGUGGUGAUUAUAGCCAUUCUGUUCAAGUGUGGUUUUUUUAAAAGAAAGUAUCAACAACUGAACUUGGAGAGCAUAAGGAAGGCCCAGCUGAAGGAAGACAGUCUGCUCACAGAAAAUUAGGACCUGCGUCCUCACCACUGGGCACUGGCUGGAAGCUCUGUCUGCCGCUUUCUUUCCUUAGGAUGGUCCAAGAAUAUUGGCAAACUGUAGAAAGUUGUUUGCAGCCACAGAUUGUCCUCAAAGAGUCUGUACACUCUGCAGAAGGGAAGCUUGGGACACAUUUGUCAUUAAAUAAAGUUAAAUUUGGCUUUACA